Messenger RNA from Drosophila serrata, 2824 nucleotides. RefSeq names its product glutamate ionotropic receptor kainate (gene Grik). The record is from RefSeq and is a predicted model, not a curated record. Lineage: Eukaryota; Metazoa; Arthropoda; Insecta; Diptera; Drosophilidae. Gene Ontology annotation, molecular function: ligand-gated monoatomic ion channel activity; signaling receptor activity. Gene Ontology annotation, cellular component: membrane. Gene Ontology annotation, biological process: monoatomic ion transport.
AAGCGUUGAAAAUAUUUAUGAAUCACUGAAUACAUUUCUCGGCGGCGGCAGCAAAGGCAUGCGAAAGAUGCAAUCCUGGAGAACUAAGGCAGCCGGCAGGAGUUUUCCACUUGGCUUCACAUUAUUGAGUUUUCUUAUGGUUUUCCUUGGAUCUUGCCACGGGGAGCGGACAAAUGUGGGACUUAUUCACGAGAACACUGAACCGGAUAUUGAGAAGAUUUUCCACCUGGCCAUCAGCAAGGCAAAUGAGGAAAACGAAGAGCUGCAGUUGCAUGGAGUGUCCGUUGCCAUUGAGCCGGGAAACUCGUUUGAAACUUCCAAGAAGCUCUGCAAGAUGCUGCGGCAAAAUCUGGUGGCCGUGUUUGGGCCCACCACCAAUUUGGCUGCCCGUCACGCGAUGAGUAUUUGCGACGCCAAGGAACUGCCCUUCCUGGACACGCGCUGGGACUUUGGGGCCCAAUUGCCGACCAUCAAUCUGCACCCACAUCCGGCCGUGUUGGCAGAGGCCCUCCGGGACAUGGUGGCGGCAUUGGGCUGGGAGAGCUUCACGGUUAUCUACGAGUCGGGGGAGUACCUGCCCACAGUGCGGGAACUGCUCCAGAUGUACGGCACGGCGGGACCCACUGUCACGGUGCGGCGUUAUGAGCUGGAUCUCAACGGGAACUAUCGCAACGUGCUAAGGCGGAUCCGCAAUGCGGAGGACUUCUCCUUCGUGGUGGUGGGAUCCAUGGCCACGCUGCCCGAGUUCUUUAAACAGGCCCAGCAGGUGGGUCUGGUGACCAGCGACUAUCGCUACAUCAUAGGGAACCUGGACUGGCACACCAUGGACCUGGAGCCCUACCAGCAUGCCGGCUCCAAUAUCACCGGUCUGCGUCUGGUCUCCCCCGACAGCGAGCAGGUGCAGGAGGUGGCCAAGGCCCUCUACGAGAGCGAGGAACCUUUCCAGAACGUGUCCUGCCCCCUGACCAACAGCAUGGCCUUGGUCUACGAUGGCGUUCAGCUCCUGGCCGAGACCUACAAGCAUGUGAACUUCCGGCCAGUGUCCCUCAGCUGUGGCGAUGACAGUGCCUGGGAUAAGGGCUACACUCUUGUCAACUACAUGAAGUCGCUAACGCUGAAUGGCCUCACGGGUCCCAUUCGCUUCGACUAUGAGGGCCUGCGCACGGAUUUCGAGCUGGAGGUCAUCGAGUUGGCGGUGUCGGGGAUGCAAAAGAUUGGCCAGUGGAGUGCCGAGGAUGGUUUCCAGCAGGACCGGCCGGCCCCGGCGCACUCUUUGGAGCCGGAUAUGCGUUCGCUGGUGAACAAGAGCUUUGUCGUCAUCACGGCCAUUAGCGAACCCUAUGGCAUGCUGAAGGAGACCUCCGAGAAGCUGGAGGGCAACGAUCAGUUCGAGGGCUUUGGCAUCGAGCUCAUCGACGAGCUGUCCAAGAAACUGGGCUUUAGUUACACCUUUCGCCUUCAGGUGGACAACAAAUAUGGUGGAAUCGACGCAAAGACGGGCGAAUGGAAUGGCAUGUUGCGCGAGAUAAUGGAUAAUCGCGCUGACAUGGGAAUAACUGACCUGACCAUGACAUCAGAGCGGGAGAGUGGCGUCGACUUUACAAUACCCUUCAUGAGUCUGGGAAUUGCCAUUCUGUUCCGUAAACCGAUGAAAGAGCCUCCCAAGUUAUUCUCCUUCAUGUCCCCCUUCUCCGGGGAAGUCUGGCUCUGGUUGGGCCUGGCCUACAUGGGCGUCUCUAUUAGCAUGUUCGUGCUGGGCAGGCUCUCGCCAGCGGAGUGGGAUAAUCCCUAUCCCUGCAUCGAGGAGCCCACGGAGCUGGAGAAUCAGUUUAGCUUUGCCAACUGUCUGUGGUUCUCUGUAGGAGCUUUGCUCCAGCAGGGAUCCGAGCUGGCCCCCAAGGCCUACUCAACGCGGGCAGUGGCCGCAUCCUGGUGGUUCUUUACUCUAAUCCUUGUCUCCUCAUACACGGCCAAUCUGGCGGCCUUUCUCACUGUGGAGACCUUGACCACUCCCAUCAACAAUGCCGAUGACCUGUCGAAGAAUAAGGGAGGUGUAAACUAUGGGGCCAAGAUUGGCGGCAGCACCUUUACCUUCUUCAAGGAAUCCAACUAUCCCACCUACCAGCGAAUGUACGAAUUCAUGCGGGACAAUCCUCAGUUCAUGACCAGCUCAAAUCAGGACGGCGUGGACCGUGUGGAGAACACCAACUAUGCCUUUCUAAUGGAGUCCACCACCAUUGAGUACAUCACUGAGCGGCGCUGCACGCUCACCCAAGUGGGACCGCUGCUGGAUGAGAAGGGCUACGGCAUAGCCAUGCGGAAGAACUGGCCGUACAGGGACACGCUGAGCCAGGCCAUUCUCGAGAUGCAGGAGCAGGGAUUGCUGACCAAGAUGAAGACCAAGUGGUGGCAGGAGAAGCGCGGCGGUGGAGCCUGUUCGGACGCGGCCGAGGACUCUGGCGCCGUGGCAUUGGAGAUUAGCAACCUGGGCGGCGUCUUCCUGGUGAUGGGCGUGGGCUCCUUCUUCGGCAUCUUUGUCUCCCUGCUCGAAAUGGUGCUGGGCGUGAAGGAGCGCAGCGAUGAGAACAAGGUGAACUUUAAAACCGAGCUCCUUGACGAGCUGCGCUUUAUUAUCCAAUGUUCUGGCAACACCAAGGCGGUCAAGUAUCCCAAGAAUUCAUCACGAUCCAAUGCCAGCUCCAAGUCGAAAGGAUCUUCCCUGUCCGUGGACUCACUGCCCGACGAUGUUUCGGAAGUCGAGCCAACUGGCAAGCACAACCAAUCUAAGAAAUGAUUGCUUAAAUUGAACAUUAACAUAUUCUCU